Molecule: messenger RNA, 1383 nt
Organism: Cryptotermes secundus
Lineage: Eukaryota; Metazoa; Arthropoda; Insecta; Blattodea; Kalotermitidae
Gene: Ssk
Product: protein snakeskin
Exons: 4
Coding region: 69-542 (157 amino acids)
Biological process (GO): septate junction assembly
Source: RefSeq, a predicted model, not a curated record
CGGAAAGUCAGCCUGUUAGAUCGGUUACAGACGCCGCUGAAUUGAGGUGACAGCUGCGCGGACCAACAAUGGCGGAGUUUCCAACUAUUGCUACAAUCUUCAUAAAAAUUCUGAAGCUUAUUCUUAACAUCAUAGUCCUGAUUCUCUACCGAGUGGGUAAUGAUGGCAGGUUCCUUGGAGUUGGCGGCACAUGGAACCUCAACGAAGAGAAAAAUCCAGACUCCGAAAUUGUUGCUUCUGGCGUCUUUGUUGGUUUCUUCAUAUACACACUUGUAAUCCUUAUCUCCUUCUGUUUUGGAACGACAGAGCAUAAGAAGUCACUUGUGGAGAUCAUCAUGAACUUUGUGGGCUGCUUCAUGUGGAUCGCAGUGGGAGGAACAGCUCUCCACUAUUGGCACGGAUACCUGAGCGAGCACAAGUACACAAGCUUCACCUCCGAGCGGGAAGUCGGCCUGGCUGUGGGCAGUCUCUGUGUGCUGUCCGGUGCGACAUACCUCUUGGACACCGUCCUCAGCUUCUUGCACUUCAGUAGAGAAAAAUAAAUCAAAUUUCACGUAACAAAAGUCAUUUUCGUCUCUUAUCACAUUCACAAUGACAGGCAGUAAAGACUGUUACAAAACAUGACUGAUAGGGAAUUCGGAAAAAGUUGCAGUAUUUUUUUUUGCCAAGAUAUUCGUAUGGUUUUGUGGAAACGGGUGGCACUAAAAGUCACUUUUCGGGAGAACAGGCAACUCUGGACGUUUCUGCGUUAAUGCAUUUCACUAAUUUCGUUAUGUCACUGAAUGAAAAUAAUUGCGUUUAGAGACGUAAGUCGGUUUUUAUUUUAUUCUUUUGGUAGGGAGCAUUUUUAUAUAAUUCUGGCCAAUUUUUACUUGGCUAUAUUUUCUGUAAUAUAAUAUAGUUCAACACUUUCACUGGGCAAUGCAUAUUUAUUUAAAUAUACAGCUUGAAAGAGGAUAUUUCGUAUAACUUUAUGAGUUCUCGAUGAGUUUUACUAGUUAACAUAUUUAAUUAAUUCCAUGGAGCACAGUCAGUCUAGAGAAGCUAGCAGUUGCUUAGCUAUCCAAGAAAUUCACCAUCUUCUAUGGAACUCGAAAGUUCCUUAUUACGUUUAUAACAACCUGGCCAUGAACCUUAAUGGAGCUUGAUGAAUCCAGUCCACACUAUCGCCCUCUAUUUCCAUAAGAUUCGUCUUAAUAUUAUCUUCCCAUCUAUGCCUAGGUCUCCUAAGUGGUCUCUUCCUUUCGAAUCUUCUGAUUAAAAUUCGUAUAUACAUUUCAUUUCAAAAAGAAAUAUGCAAGUAUUUUACAUGAACAAAGCGGCCUCCGUAGUCUAGGGGUAACGUUCCCACCUCAUGACUCAAGGUACGCGGGUUCAAACCCG